Quercus robur (English oak) is the source of this 1727-nucleotide messenger RNA. RefSeq names its product 3-dehydroquinate synthase, chloroplastic. The transcript has 8 exons. Gene Ontology annotation, biological process: aromatic amino acid biosynthetic process. The record is from RefSeq and is a predicted model, not a curated record. The coding region runs from base 133 to 1497 and encodes 454 amino acids. Gene Ontology annotation, cellular component: cytoplasm. Gene Ontology annotation, molecular function: 3-dehydroquinate synthase activity. Lineage: Eukaryota; Viridiplantae; Streptophyta; Magnoliopsida; Fagales; Fagaceae.
ACAAAAUCCAAACGCACUCACAAUGUCACACCUACACUCAACCAUAAUCAACACUUCUCUCUCCGUCUCUGUCUCUCUUUUCCCACCAAACUCUAACCCGUACCCGAACUCCAACCCGAACCCGAAUACUCCAUGGCUACCACCGCUAACCCGUUCGCUAUUUCUCUCUCCUCCAACCCAACAUCUCUUCGUAAAACCAACAACUCCUCCGAUUCCUUUCUCCGCGUUCAGAGUCCUAACUCGGUCUCGCUCCGCUCUUCCUUCGUUUCCCCGAGUUCGAUCGAGUUGAAUUUGAAUCGGGGAGUGAGCACGGUGUCGAGCGCGAGUCGAGUCAGGUCGAGGAUUUGCGCGAGUUCGGCUCCGGUAAUGGAAUCGGCGGCUAAAACUGAUUCUAAUGCCCCGACUAUCGUGGACGUGGAUUUGGGCAACCGGAGCUACCCGAUUUACAUCGGAUCCGGACUCCUCGAUCAACCUCACCUUCUCCAGAAGCAUGUUCAUGGGAAGAGAGUACUUGUGGUCACUAAUAGCACAGUUGCACCACUCUACCUGGAUAAAGUUGUUGAAGCUUUAACUAAGGGGAACCCUAAUGUUUCUGUGGAGAGUGUGAUUUUACCAGAUGGUGAGAAGUACAAAGACAUGGAUACACUUGUGAAAGUCUUUGACAAGGCCAUUGAGUCGCGGUUGGAUAGGCGUUGUACAUUUGUUGCCCUAGGAGGUGGUGUGAUUGGCGACAUGUGUGGCUAUGCUGCUGCCUCUUUCCUCCGUGGCGUUAAUUUCAUUCAGAUUCCUACAACAGUGAUGGCACAGGUGGAUUCCUCUGUUGGGGGCAAAACUGGGAUAAACCACCGCCUUGGGAAGAACUUGAUUGGUGCUUUUUACCAACCUCAAUGUGUACUUAUAGACACAGACACAUUAAACACAUUGCCGGAUAGGGAAUUGGGAUCAGGGCUUGCAGAGGUUAUAAAGUAUGGGCUUAUAAGGGAUGCUGAAUUUUUUGAGUGGCAGGAGAAGAAUAUGGAGGCAUUAAUGGCUAGGGAUCCAAGUGCACUCACUUAUGCUAUAAAGCGAUCAUGUGAAAACAAGGCUGAGGUUGUGUCCUUGGAUGAGAAGGAAGGUGGACUGAGGGCAACACUGAACUUGGGUCAUACAUUUGGCCACGCAAUAGAAACUUCAUUUGGCUAUGGGCAAUGGCUCCAUGGAGAAGCUGUUGCAGUUGGCAUGGUCAUGGCUGUUGACAUGUCACAUCGCCUUGGUUGGAUUGAUGAUUCUAUUGUGAAGCGAGUUCACAACAUUCUGCAACGGGCUAAGUUGCCUACUACCCCUCCUGAAAUGAUGACGGUGGAGAUGUUCAAGUCUGUUAUGGCUGUUGAUAAGAAGGUAGCUGAUGGACUACUAAGGCUCAUCCUUCUAAAAGGUCCUCUAGGCAAUUGUGUUUUUACAGGUGAUUAUGAUAGAAAGGCCCUGGAUGAAACACUCCGUGCAUUUGUUAAGUCCUGAUUUGAGAUCUGAAGCUGACAUUUCUCCACAGCGUGCAAAUUUUGUACCACAUCUCUCUCAUUGUGUAUUAUGUCUAUUGUUUUCCAUGUACUUCGGAUGACUUGACCCUUGGUCUACCUAAAUUCUGUUGGCAAGUGCUCUUACCAAGCUGUAAUUUUAAAAAUUGUAGCAUGCUCAAUAAUUCAUCCCUAGGUAUUUAUAUAAUUUUUUUUAUGUAGUUUUCUGAUUUA